AUGUGCAAAUAUAAAUUCAUUUGGAAAAAAUAUAGACCUAAAAAUUUAAAUGAACUCGUUAUAUCCGAUGAAAAUAUGAAUAUAAUAAAAAAUUUUAUAAAAAAUAAUAAUAUUCCCCACUUAUUAUUAUAUGGAACUCCUGGUACUGGUAAAACAAGUACUAUAUUAGCUAUAGCAAAAACAAUGUAUGGUGAAAAAUAUAAAGAUUAUAUUUAUGAAUUAAAUGCUAGUGAUGAAAGAGGUAUAGAUACUGUUAGAAAUAAAAUUAAAAAAUAUGCUUCUUUAAAAAAGAAUCCAAUAACUUAUAAUAAUAAUAUAAUAAAUUAUAAAAUAAUAAUAUUAGAUGAAGCUGAUUCAUUAACAUCAGAUGCGUAGAAUUCUCUAAGAAGAAUCAUAGAAAUAUAUUCUAAAAUAACAAGAUUUUGCUUUAUAUGUAAUUAUGUAACAAAAAUAAUUCCUCCUAUAGUAUCAAGAUGUACUAAAAUCAAAUUUUAUCCUUUAUAUAAUUUACAAAUAAAAAAUAAAUUAAAAGAAAUUAUUAAAUUGGAAAAUAUUUCCAUAAAUGAUAAACAAAUAGAUCUAUUAAUAAAAUCUACUAAUGGUGAUAUGCGUAAUGCUAUUUUAUCCUUACAA
Messenger RNA from Alosa alosa (allis shad), 633 nucleotides. RefSeq names its product probable replication factor C subunit 5. Gene Ontology annotation, molecular function: ATP binding; ATP hydrolysis activity; DNA clamp loader activity. The record is from RefSeq and is a predicted model, not a curated record. The transcript is spliced from 2 exons. Gene Ontology annotation, biological process: DNA repair; DNA-templated DNA replication. The annotation marks the transcript as partial. Gene Ontology annotation, cellular component: nucleus; DNA replication factor C complex. Lineage: Eukaryota; Metazoa; Chordata; Actinopteri; Clupeiformes; Clupeidae.